Messenger RNA from Diachasmimorpha longicaudata, 1063 nucleotides. RefSeq lists its product as uncharacterized. The coding region runs from base 104 to 1063 and encodes 319 amino acids. The transcript has 3 exons. NCBI's taxonomy places the organism in Eukaryota, Metazoa, Arthropoda, Insecta, Hymenoptera, Braconidae. The record is from RefSeq and is a predicted model, not a curated record.
GAACCAAGGGGCGCCAUCUGGGCGAGCAUUGACGCGACUGUUUUUGGUGUUUUGAAAUGCACCGGUUGAUUAUCAAUAAGUUGUUAUUUGUUGAUAAUUCAUUAUGAGCCAGAAGGGAGAUCAGCCGAGUCAGCUGUCAGGUUUGUCCGGGGUAUCGAUCAUUCGCAGUUCGAGUCCACAGCCCCAUGAUACCACCCUACCAUCAAAAUACGGAGAUUCUGAAAGGCUGCUUAAUGAUAUUGCUGACUGUGAAGAGACGAUUACUGAAGUUGCAAGGGUUCAAUUAAUCCAGGAGUGUCUCGAGGAAGUGGCGAAUGAUGGGGGACUGCUCUCCCCGGAGACCUGCUGCAAGUUGAGGCAAAUUAUCCAAGCGCAAAGUGUCGAUAAGUAUCUCAAAGUUCCGGUGGAUCUCGGGAAUGGCAUUCAGACUCAGUUGUUGGGAAUCACCGAUGUCUCGAAGCCAGAACUAAGUGCUGAUGAGAGGAAACUAGUGAAGGCUGAGGUUGAAAGAAAAAUUCGAGACAAGUGCCAGAAAUUCAUCACAAAAUAUGAGAAGUUAGGUGGGAAUAUCAGAGAGGCAAUGGACACCAACAAGUCACGAGCUAGACUCGACUUAUCUCGAAUGAACGAGUCCCUCUUAAGUAACUGGAAGGAAAAACUAGAAGAAGUAUGUAAUGAGUACCAGAGGGACGUGGUGAAGUUGGCAGAGUUGUUGGAAGACUGGAAGAAAUUAAAAUACGAUGAUGUAGAAGAGAUAAACAUGAAGAAGGCAGAGACUAAGCUGCUCCAGUCGCAAAUAGCAGAGAUCCAGGCGAGGCUGACUAAAAUCUCGUGCACGAUAAAGAUGUUCAAAGAGACGCCGACGACGAUCACUGCCUUCAAGACGAUCAGCCACGAAUUGGACGAUAAAAUCGCCCAGGUCGAGGGGGAAAUAAAGAAGAAAAAACUGUUGAAGAAGCAGUAUGAGGACCUCCAGGGAACUGAAUACGACGAAGUGCUGAAGAGAUACCUGGACCUCUGUGCGACGAUAAAAAAGGAGGAGCGUUUGUUGGAGAUGUUAUGA